AUGGAGGCCGUCGAGGCAGGUGCACGGGCCACAUUCGGAGUCUGGGACUACGUGGUCUUCGCGCUCAUGCUGCUAGUGUCCACUGGCAUCGGACUGUGGGUCGGGUUGGCUCGCGGUGGGCAGCGCAGCGCUGAGGACUUCUUCACCGGGGGCCGGCGCCUGGCAGCUCUGCCGGUGGGCCUCUCGCUGGCCGCCAGCUUCAUGUCGGCGGUGCAGGUGCUGGGCGUGCCGGCCGAGGCCUACCGUUAUGGCCUUAAGUUCCUCUGGAUGUGCCUGGGCCAGGCGCUCAAUUCCUUGCUAACUGCCACGAUCUUCCUGCCGGUCUUUUACCGCCUGGGCCUCACCAGCACCUACGAGUACCUCGAGCUGCGCUUCAGCCGCGCUGUGAGGCUGUGCGGGACCGUGCAGUACCUAGUGGCCACGACGCUGUACACCGGCAUCGUGAUCUAUGCCCCCGCACUCAUCCUGAAUCAAGUGACGGGACUGGAUAUCUGGGCGUCCCUCCUAUCCACUGGAAUUAUCUGCACCUUCUACACGGCUGUGGGUGGCAUGAAGGCCGUGGUUUGGACUGAUGUGUUCCAGGUCAUAGUGAUGCUGUCUGGCUUCUGGGUUAUCCUGGGCCGUGGUGCCACGCUCGUGGGUGGGCCCCAGCAUGUGCUCCAGUUUGCCCAGAACCACUCCCGGAUCAACCUGAUGGACUUUGACCCUGACCCACGGAGACGCUAUACAUUCUGGACAUUUGUGGUAGGCGGAACUUUGGUUUGGCUCUCAAUGUAUGGUGUGAACCAAGCACAGGUGCAGCGCUAUGUGGCCUGCCGCACAGAGGGGCAGGCCAAGCUGGCCCUGCUCAUCAACCAGAUGGGCCUGUUCCUGAUCGUGUCCAGCGCUGCUGUUUGUGGCAUUGUCAUGUUCGUGUUCUACAGUGACUGUGACCCUCUCCUCACAGGGCGCAUCUCUGCCCCAGAUGAGUACAUGCCCCUGCUGGUGCUGGACAUUUUUGACGACCUGCCUGGCGUCCCUGGGCUUUUCCUGGCCUGUGCCUAUAGUGGCACUCUCAGCACAGCAUCCACAAGCAUCAACGCCAUGGCUGCGGUCACUGUAGAAGACCUCAUCAAGCCGCGGCUGCCAAAUCUGGCGCCUAGGAAACUUGUGAUUAUCUCCAAGGGGCUUUCAAUCAUCUAUGGAUCGGCCUGUCUCACGGUGGCAGCUUUGUCCUCCUUGCUGGGAGGUGGUGUCCUCCAGGGCUCCUUCACCGUCAUGGGAGUCAUCAGCGGCCCCCUCCUCGGCGCCUUCGUCCUGGGAAUGUUUAUGCCUGCCUGCAACACACCGGGUGUCCUCUCUGGGCUGGGCGCGGGUGUGGCGCUCUCACUGUGGGUAGCCUUGGGUGCCACGCUGUACCCGCCCAGCGCACAGACUAUGGGGGUCUUGCCGUCAUCGGCUGUCCGCUGCGUGGCCCCCUCAGCCAAUGCCUCUGGCCUCCUGGACCCGCUCCUCCUUGCUGCCAACGCCUCCAAUAGGUCCCCCAGCUCAAGAAUGGAUCUCAGCCAACCUGCCUUAGCUGAGAGUUUCUAUGCAAUCUCCUACCUCUAUUAUGGUGCCCUAGGCACUUUGACUACCUUGCUGUGUGGUGCCCUUGUCAGCUGCCUGACAGGCCCCACCAAACGCAGUGACCUGGGCCCUGGCUUGUUGUGGUGGGACCUUGUACGGCAGACGGCAUCAGUGGCCCCUAAGGAGGAAGUGGCAGUCCUGGAUGACAGCUUAGUAAAGGGUCCUGAAGAACUCCCUCCUGGAACUAAGAAGCCCCCUGGAUUUCUGUCCACCAAUGAGGACCAUGUGGUCUUCCUGGGGCAAAAGGAGAUGGCGGGGGUCAGUUCGUGGACCCCCCACAGUGGAAGUGAUGGUAACGACCCACAGGAGACAAACCUCUGA
This is a messenger RNA of Otolemur garnettii (small-eared galago), 1929 nucleotides long. It is a transcript of the gene SLC5A5, whose product is annotated as solute carrier family 5 member 5. NCBI's taxonomy places the organism in Eukaryota, Metazoa, Chordata, Mammalia, Primates, Galagidae. Gene Ontology annotation, biological process: thyroid hormone generation; sodium ion transport; iodide transmembrane transport. The transcript has 15 exons. The coding region runs from base 1 to 1929 and encodes 642 amino acids. Gene Ontology annotation, molecular function: sodium:iodide symporter activity. Gene Ontology annotation, cellular component: membrane. The record is from RefSeq and is a predicted model, not a curated record.